This is a messenger RNA of Lingula anatina, 5533 nucleotides long. RefSeq lists its product as uncharacterized. Lineage: Eukaryota; Metazoa; Brachiopoda; Lingulata; Lingulida; Lingulidae. The record is from RefSeq and is a predicted model, not a curated record.
UUCUCUCGUACCUUUAUGUAAACAGAGAGGUGUGUCGACACUGCACUCUACCAGGCGCGACGGGUUUUCUUUAUAUUUGGAUAUAAAGAACAGCAGUGGAGUGCAGUCGCACAACCCUGGCUUUUGUACAAAAUGAUUCCGUUCAGUACAUGUGUGUUGUUCUGUGUAAUCCUCCGUGCUGACACCUCCUUGGCUCAGAUAAGAGUCACUGUACAGCAAGGAGAUAUCAAUGGGAAAACAUCAAUUCUUGGAUUGGACGUGAUCUCCUAUCUUGGGAUACCCUACGCUGAACCUCCUCUGGGUGAUCUACGAUUCAAGAGACCAGUACCUAAAGCUGCUUGGAGUUCCCCACUGAAUGCCACUGAGUAUGGACCGAUAUGCCUGCAAAUGAAUGCCCGAUUUCCCAGUUCCGAAGAUUGUCUGACACUUAAUGUUCAUGUACCGCAGAAUAAUAACACCGCCCCUAAAGCAGUCAUGGUUUGGGUUCAUGGCGGAGGGUUUGUCUUGGGAAGUGGCAGAGAAGUGGACCCUAUAGGUCUAGCCCUGGCAGACGUCAUUACAGUCAGUAUCAACUACCGUUUGGGCAUGUUUGGCUUUCUUACUAUUGGGGACGAUGUAAAAGGCAAUUUUGGACUUUGGGACCAACACCUCGCUUUCAGAUGGAUAAAAGAAAACAUUGAUGCCUUCGGAGGGGACCCCAACAGAAUCACGAUAUUCGGAGAAUCUGCAGGCGGUAUGAGCGUGUCUUUCCAUGCUAUGUCUCCAAUGAGUAACGGACUGUUCCAUCGUGUUAUAAGCCAAAGCGGGGUCGGUAGUCAACAAUUAACGUUACAAAAAAGUACGAAAAACGUCGUCUCAUUGAGUGAAAAUUCAAAAUGUAAUACAACCGAUUCAGUGUCUUUGUUAGUUUGUCUUAAAGGUAAGAGUGGACAAGAUCUUCUUGCUAUCUCUAAUAUGCUUAUAGAGUUGUUAAUGUGGGUUCCGAAUAUGGACAACGAGCUUAUUACUGGCAACGUGGAAAGUUCGGCAAAUCUUUUACCAGAUCAAUAUGGGAAUCUUGACUAUUUGAUGGGAAGCAAUAGUCUUGACGGGAACGCACUGAUCAGGGUACCGGCCGAGGCCGAGAAUGGUUUUACAGAACAAGCUUUCCGUCAACGUGUCGACCAAAUGUUAACUGGGAGAUUGGACAAAGAUAUCGUUCAAACGGCGUUGAUACAAGAGUACACUGCAGAUGUCUUUUAUCCAGAUAACAAAACACGUGUAAAACAGUUCGUAGAAAUGGGAGGUGAUCUAACAUUAACAAUUCCCACCCAUAUGAACGCCCUCAAACAUGACGAAACCAAUGGUACUGGAUUCACGUUCGUAUAUUUUCUCUCCAUAAACACUUGUCACAAACUACUGCCCACGGUGUCUUGGCUGGAUGGAGCUGGACAUGCCGACGACCUAAUCUACAUUAAUGGUCUAGUUAGUGUUUUGUGCAACGGUAGCGCCACACCUGCUGAUUUUGCCCUACAGAAUGCUAUGAUAACUUAUUGGACCAACUUUGCUAAAUCUGGGAACCCAAACCUGCCUGCCUCUGUUCUAACACAGUGGCCCAAGUACGACCAUGUUCAGCGCGAAUACCUCGACCUCAAUGAGAACAUCACUGCCAAAUCCAAUCUCAAAGCACGUCGAGUUGCCUUCAUGACCGACGUGCUUCAAAAGCUGGUGGAACUUCCAUCGGAGGGAGUUUGUACAGAAACGGGCGAUGCCAUGGAUGACUUGGUUGUGAAUACUUUUUACGGCAAAAUCAGAGGGAAGCGUGAGGUCGUAAAAGAAUGGUACUGGGAAAUGUUUCUUGGCGUUCCCUAUGCAGCUCCCCCCAUAGGAGAACACCGUUUUCUCCCACCAAUACCUCCAAAAAUGUGGAGCGGCAUCCGGAAUGCAACGGAAUUAGGGUAUUCCUGUCAUGGAGGAGCGGUUUUUCUCUCACCGUCUCCUUUAAAGUUCCACGAAGAUUGUCUCACCCUUAAUAUUUAUGUGCCCGCAGGAGUGCGAAUGUGGAAAGACGAAAAACUUGCUGUAAUGUUAUUUAUACACGGAGGUGGCUAUGUGGUUGGAUCAAGUUCAGAGUACGACGGAAGAGCACUUAGCUGGUACGGACGCGUCAUUGUUGUCACCAUAAAUUAUCGCCUCGGAAUCUUCGGUUUCGCAAGCACUGGGGAUCAGAAUGCUCCCGGAAACGUUGGUCUGAUGGAUCAGAGUCUUGCAAUGCGGUGGGUAAAACAAAACAUAGCCUCCUUUGGUGGUGACCCCGAAAGAAUAACUAUAUUUGGAGAAUCGGCAGGUGCUGGAAGUGUCAUAUACCAAAUGCUUUCACCUAUGAGUAAAGGGUUGUUCAAGCGAGCCAUAGCAGAAAGUACAUGGAUGGGAGCUUGGGACUUACAUUUCAUCGACCCAGCAAAAAAGAAUAACAUAGAUAUGAUACGCGAGUAUGGCAUUCAUUUCAACUGCAGUUCUUCAUCAGUAGACAUGAUAAGGUGCCUUCGUGAUAUCAAUGCUUCAGAUAUAGCUCAAUAUGCCUCUGCAAACAUGUUUUCUCUGCCAUUAAAACUAUUCACUCCAACUGUUGAUCGUGAAUUCAUGCCCUAUUCGCCAUCCGAAACGUUCGAUUUGCUUUUAAAAUACAAAGACAUGAUUAAAGAAGAUGACAUGGUUGACCUACUUAUUGGCACAAACAGUGGAGAAGGUUUGACAGAGUCUUUUGGCGCAAUAUUAACGACGUUUCCCAAUGGUUCUCAGACGACCAAUGGAUUAACAGAGAAAGAGUUCGACCAAAUCAUGAAAGCAUAUGUUACGCCAAGCGUAGGCAAUAACCUUGAAAUAAUUAUACCUAUGAUCCAGAACGCUUAUACCAACUUGGAGUCGCCAGACAAUCCAAUGAGACGACUUCGUGCUUUUCAAGACGUUAUAAGAGAUAUCACAUAUGUGGCCGGGUCAGAUUUGGCAGCACAGGUGCAUUCUACCUUAGGAGGCAACACGUACGUGUAUAGGUUUGCACACGAACCCAGUUUUGGCCAUUUAUUCCUCGGGACAUAUGGGCUGCCUACUGAACCAAUCUAUGGUUUAGCUGACCAUGGGGAAGAACUUACCUACGUGUUUGGUCAGCCUUUAUUCACUGAUGUUGUCCCUAUGAAUGUUUCCUCAAGAGACGUUGAAGUGUCAAGACAAAUGAUAGCUUACUGGUCAAACUUUGCCAGAUAUGGUUCUCCCAAUGGCCCUACAGUUCCAGUCUUUUGGCCUCAGUACGAAACAUCCAUGACGUCAUACAUGUACAUCGGAAACGAGACCGAAGUAAAACAAAAUCUGGGUGGUUCCCGAGUCCAGCUAUUGAAAAAUGUAGUGAGACGCCUCGCUGACUCUGGCAAUUGUCCUGCAACGUCAAAAACUAUGUACACACCAGCUCCCUCUAACGGUUCGUGGAUAAUGCAGUAUAUCAUGCCGGAUCAGCCUGAGGUCAAUACCCGUGUUGGGCGUGUGAGAGGACUUGCUCUGCGGGCCAGCGCUUUUACUGGUGGAAAAGAUUUAAACCUUUUCCUAGGUAUUCCCUACGCUAAGCCACCAACAGGUGAUCGCAGAUUCAAAAAGCCAGAACCAUCAACUGCUUGGACUGAAACCCUCAAUGCAACAAUGAGCGCACCACCUUGCCUUCAACUCCCGUCAGAUUUUAUGAUGGUGCUUGGUUUGAAUCACACCAGUGAAGAUUGUUUAUAUGUGUCGGUCGUCGUGCCUCGAGGAACCGUAGUAAAUGAUAAGAAGCCUGUUGUUGCCUUAAUUCAUGGUGGCUUCUUUAUAAACGGCAGUCCAGAUGAACAUUCACUGGGAAUUUUCUCUUCUUUGGGCGAUGUCAUUACUGUAAGCAUUAAUUAUAGACUCGGUAUGCUUGGAUUUAUGUCGACUGGAGAUGACACAUUGAAAGGGAACCUCGGACUCUAUGACAUGGUGGCUGCAACAAAAUGGAUUAAAGAGAACAUUGCUUCUUUCGGUGGCAAUCCAGACAAAAUAACCCUUUUUGGUACUGGAUCUGCAGGACUGGCAGUACUUAAUAUGAUGGUCUCCCCUAUGGCAAAAGAUUAUUUCCAUCAGGCUGUCAUCACGGGCCCUACCACGCCUUACGCUGCACAAACGCCGGCUGCAUUAGCGGAAAUAAGCAGGAAUUUUUCUGCUGGUAUUGGAUGCCGACAGGAAUCGAGCUCAGAGCUUAUAGAAUGUCUGAGAAGUAAACCAGCCGAUGCAUUCAUUUACAAGGGAAAUCCUUACCUGGCAAACCACGUAUUCCUUGUCACUGAUGGAGAACUAAUAAAAAGUGAUCUUGUAACAGCGUAUACUACCAGUACUCAACUGAAGCCUCUUGUGAUUGGAAGUACGUCAGACUAUGCUGGUAUUUUCCUUCAACAAUAUCUUGGUUACAGAGAUUCUAUGACCCAGCAAGAAGUCGACGCUUCUAUUGAUAUGACAAUUGAAGCAGUUUUUCCCAAAUCAGGAAUGAAGGACCUUUUGAAAGCCAUGAUUAAACAGCAGUUUUUUUCAUCAGAAAUCAAAAAUGAUAAAGAUAGACUGAUGGCUCUCUUACACUUCUAUAACAGCAUGCACAAGUACGGCUGGUUGUAUAUGCUUGGUGUAGGGCACGCAUCCCAUGGUGGAGACGUGUAUAUGUACGAAUUUAAUCAUCGUCCACAGUGGUCAUGGUACCCCGAAUGGAUUGGCGCCACCUUCCGAGACGACAUAGGGUUUUUGGAAGGCUUACCGUUCGACAAACCACUUCUGGCUGAAUUAUCAUUGUCAGUCACAGACCGAGAAGAAAUGAUCAGUGGGGCUCUCAUGUCGUAUAUCGGAAACUUUGUUGGAACAAGUAAUCCAAACCAAGGCAAUUUCCCAGUGUCCGUGGAAUGGCCAAAGUUUGGUGCAGAUGAUCCAAACUACCUCUUGGCAGGUCUACGAUUCAUAGCAGCAGACAUGAGGGACAUGAUGGGCCAAGAACAAAUACGUUUCUGGCAUGGUGAAGGAAAAAAUAAUUCCAUACUGGACCAAGUUGCUACUAUGAAGAUGGACGCCCAAACAAUGAGUACUUCAGCACCUACUAUGCCCCCUGCAGCAACAUGCCCACCCGCGUUGGGGAGCUCUGAUUUCCUAAAUUCAAUGAAUCUUGGCGUCAAAGGAGUAGAGGAUCUUGUCUUGGCACUCAUUGUUAUAGCUUCUGCGUUGGGUCUUUUCCUCAUAAUUGCAGUAGGUUAUGUGUGCGUACUGAACGGCAGGGUUGGGAAACUUAAACAAGCUGCUUACUCCACAUCAAAGACUGAGCUAACCAAGAUGUGAAGUGGAAAUUUGCAAAAUUUAUAUUUAAUAAAUCAUUCAAUGAGGAAAUGAAAAUAGUAUUUGAGAAAUGAAACAAAGAAAGACAUGUUUCGGUGUACAAACCAAUUUUUUAAGAAAACGCUUAAAGAAACAAAAAAGAGUAGGAGUAUUUUGUUUAUACUGAAAUACAUUUUACCUC